AUGGCUGAUAUUGCGACUCUUCCUAAUCAAAACAAAGGUGUACAUAAAUUGGUUAAUCAAACAAAUACGGUAGAAAGACUUGAAACACGCGUUAACUAUCGAAGUCUCAUUAGUAAUCUACAUAUUCAUAGACCUGAAUUAAUUCAACCUGAAGAUGAAGAUUUAUUUAAUCAAUUAGAUGAAUGCAAUGAAAUUUACAAGAACGUUCGAACACCACGUGAAGGUGUUCUCGAUUUAAUUGCAUUAAAAACGAUAUCAUCAUUUGCUCGUAUUCAAACAAUUGCUAUUGAUAAAAGAUCUACAGUUGCAGAUGCUUUUAAAUUGAUACGAAAAUGUGCUAAAAUUAUUAAGAAUAAUUUCAAAGAAUAUGAUAAUGCAUUUGCCGAGUUUUAUACUGAGUUUUCUCAAUGCCAUAAAACGACUGGCAUGACAAAUUUUAUGUCUGGUCGAUUACCUACAUUUUGGUUCGAAAAGCGAACUUUAGAAAAAUCAUUUAUGAAACAACGCGCUCGUCACACGAGAGAAAGUGUCGAUCUUUCACAACGAACUCAAAUACAAGAAAUUAAACAAAUGAUACCAUCCGGUGAACAAACAUCUCAGGAAAUUAUUCGAAUGAAUCGAUGUUUAGAAGAAGCAUAUCAAAAUAAUGACAAUCAGCCAGUUAGUUUUUUUAUGUUUACAAUUCAUCCAAAAUUGUUUUGUCGUUCAGUCGAAAAUAUAUUUCAUGUAUCAUUUCUUAUUAAAGAAGGAAAAGCUGAACUUUUUUUGGAUGAGAAUCAAUUACCUGUUUUACGACCAUCAAAUAAGUCUGAUACACAAAAUGAUAGUACUAUAAACAACGAUCAAAAAUCAUCGUCACAUCAAGUCAUUUCAUUAACUCAAUUAAUUCUAUCAUUAGAUAUUGAACAAUGGGAAACACUAGUCGACGUGUUUGAUAUUCAAACAUCAAUGAUUAAUGAUAAAAACUAA
This is a messenger RNA of Rotaria socialis, 969 nucleotides long. NCBI's taxonomy places the organism in Eukaryota, Metazoa, Rotifera, Eurotatoria, Philodinida, Philodinidae. The record is from the annotation of a GenBank genome assembly.